AUGUGUUUCGUCGAGUACGUCGGCUACACCUGCGGGCACACCAGCCUGCCCGUCGUGCGGCCCUGCCCCAUGACCACGCAGAUGCACACGAACCCGACUUGCCCCCGCCCGGCCUGCCGGCCCAUGCUCCCGCCCUCCAUGUGCCCCUCCUGCGGCCGCAUCCUGCACGGCCGCUUCGUCGACAUCGUCGAGCACGAGCACCGCUUCAUGCACGAGCGCGGCGCCUGCUCCUGUGACAUCCGCUUCCCCCACCUGCAGCAGCCGCGCAUGCUCGCUCCUUCCGGCACCGGCGUCGGCAUCGGUCUCGGCAUCGGCCUUAGUGUUGCCGAACCCCCUGCUACCGCUCACAUGGACGGCUCCCAGUUCGCUUUUUCCCCUUCCGCCGCCGCUUUCACGCCGCAGCCCUCCGCUGCUGCUAGCAUCGUGACGACGGCAACGACGAACACGCUCCCGAGCAACAACAACAACAGCAGCAGCAAUAGCAUUAGCAUCGGCAAUACCCCCUCCGACGUCCGCAGCGCUAGCCCCGAAUUCCCCAACCGACGUAAAGGCAAACAACAGCAGCGAUGGAAGGGCAAAGGUCGCGGGGGCCAUCAUCAUCAGCAGCACCCCCACCUCUACCCCCACAAUAACAACAACGCCGCCGCUACGGGUGGAAACCAGCAGCAGCGCCGACGAGCUUCGACCUUAGCUUCGGCCUCUACCACGACCACGGCUAUCACGCCUCGCCACGGCCAAGGCCAAGGUCACGGUCAUGUUCAAGGAGGAGUCUUACCGCCCCUAUUCGAAGGCCGGGAGCACGACCCCUCGUACUCGCACUCGCCCCCUUCCCCCUCUUCCCGCCGCCUCAGCGUCUCGGUCCGCAUGCUGAGCCUGUACGGCGCCGAGUGGGCACGUGACCACGCCGAGCUGCACCGGGCCGGCCGCUGCGCGUGCGACGUCACCUUCGACCGGUACACGGGGCACCCGGAGCUAGCCAGCGGUCAUAAUAGUAGCAGCAGCAGCAGUAGCAUGACGAUGAUCCAGUACAGCGAGAACGACGUUCGCCGAUACGACGAGAGCGAGAGCCAGAGCGCAGACGCCAUGUCGGCGUACGCUUACAACAACAAUCACAGCAGCAAUGCUGCUGAUGCUGGCAUUUCCAACUACCAAAACCCCCAGGAAUCGGGCUAUGCGUCUGCCUUCCAGUCUCCCGCGGACCAGGCCGCGCACCCGUACCCGCACAUCUCGGACACCGUCCAGCGGUACUGGACCCCGUACGCGACGCAGCCCAUUUCUCCCGGUCAGCCGGCGCGCUCGGCCUGCGGUCCCUACGACACGUCCACAGUGGCGCAUGGUAACGAACAGCAACUUCCCGAGCAUCAACACCCGGAGUAUCAUCAUCAGCAGCAAGAGCACGAGCAUGAGUACGACGCCGCGGCCUCCGGAAUGCCCGUGUUCCCCAACAUGAGCUCCAGCAUCAGUCCCAGCGCCACCGCCAGCAUGAGCGUCGGCAUCAGCGGUCACCCGGUCGACAUGCAGACCAUCUACUACGAGCCGCGGGGCACGCCCAUCGUCGGCCUCCCCGUCGGCGCCGGCCCCGAAGGCGACUCGCACAUGCCCCCCUUCGAGGACUGCGAGCUGUAUUACCCGAAGCUGGCUCCUCACCAGCGCCCGGCGUCCCGUUAA
Daldinia caldariorum is the source of this 1668-nucleotide messenger RNA. RefSeq lists its product as uncharacterized. The record is from RefSeq and is a predicted model, not a curated record. Bases 1 to 1668 code for a protein of 555 amino acids. The transcript has a single exon. Lineage: Eukaryota; Fungi; Ascomycota; Sordariomycetes; Xylariales; Hypoxylaceae.